Messenger RNA from Dufourea novaeangliae, 738 nucleotides. Its product is annotated as ES1 protein homolog, mitochondrial-like. The record is from RefSeq and is a predicted model, not a curated record. Lineage: Eukaryota; Metazoa; Arthropoda; Insecta; Hymenoptera; Halictidae. The transcript has 4 exons. The coding region runs from base 1 to 738 and encodes 245 amino acids.
AUGGAGGCAUUUACGACCACACAAAGCGACGACGACGAUGAAGUGAGGAGCACGUCUCCCAGAAGUCAACAAAUUUUAUGCGGUUGCGGCUACCUCGACGGAACUGAGAUCUCGGAAGCCAUUUCAGCGACGAUACACUUGUCUCAGAAGAAUUUGAAGCCUGUGUUUUACGCGCCAGAUGUAGAAAUUUGCGAAAUUAUCGACCAUUUAUGUGAGAAACCAGACAAGGACGCAUCCCCUAGAAACGCGCUUGUCGAAGCAGCCAGAUUGGCUCGAUCGGAAAUAAAACCGCUGUGCAAAUGUGACGCUUGCAGGCAUGGAGCACUCGUUAUUCCCGGAGGUUUUGGCGCAGCAAAAACACUGAGCGAUUUCGCGUCAAAGGGCGCCGAUUGUGUAGUGAAUCCUGAUGUAGAGAAAGUUAUCGAGGAUUUUUCUUGCGCGAAGAAACCAAUAGGAUCAAUUUGUAUUGCAAGUGUUCUUGUUGCGAGGGUACUGCAAGGUGUCAAAAUUACACUUGGAAAAGAGUCUCCGAAAGAAGAUUGGCCAUAUUCCGAUGCGAUUCGACAAGCUAAAGACAUGGGAGCGAAAGUCGAAAUGAAAGGCGUUAAGGGCGUGACGAGAGAUAAAAAAUAUAAUGUUUUCAGUACACCAGCUUGGAUGUAUAGAUGCGCCACCUAUGCAGACAUUCAUAAUGGUAUCGGAAAAUUGAUCUCCAUGAUGAAAAAAUAUAUUAACUAG